Schistocerca cancellata (South American locust) is the source of this 5674-nucleotide messenger RNA. It is a transcript of the gene Mhcl, whose product is annotated as unconventional myosin-XVIIIa. The record is from RefSeq and is a predicted model, not a curated record. Gene Ontology annotation, molecular function: ATP binding; protein binding; cytoskeletal motor activity. Gene Ontology annotation, cellular component: myosin complex. Bases 531 to 5387 code for a protein of 1618 amino acids. The transcript has 16 exons. Lineage: Eukaryota; Metazoa; Arthropoda; Insecta; Orthoptera; Acrididae.
UCAGUUGCAGUUUUUGUGCCAGUGAAGUUGUACAGAGCAUCUUCUGGAAAUUAAUUUUUGUAGUGACAGUUCUAUUUGACAGGUGCUGUUUGUGUAAAACACAGUGUUUUUGAAGAAGACAUCAUCUUAUGAGAGACAAGUAUCGCUUGUUCAGUGGUAAAGGAAAGGACAUUUGGCAUCCCAUUUAAAGUGAACUUUACAGUCAACAGUUUAAAUUAAAUUCUGUCAGUGUUUGAAAAGAGCUUUUGCAAGAGAGAGAAAAUAUUUCCUCACAUUAAUAUUCAAAUAAACUCUCUUACAGUUUGCUUAGGGACAGUAGACGCUGUAUUAUUUCCAUCAAGAUUUAUAUACCUCAUUGCAGUUCAGCUUUCUUAGAAACAUUGGGUGAUGUGAUGAUAGAAUGAACAACUAAAGUUUGUUUUGUCUAUAAGCAUACUUCUCACUUGUCAGUACCCCACUGUCAGCACCUUGUAAUAUUGUAAACAUCUGCAAAUGACAACUGCCUGACAUUACUCAGGCCAGUAUUUGCCAUGCCAGCAGCUGCUUUGCCUCAUCCUAAACAGUCUGCAAAGAAGACAUUAGAAAAUGGUUGUGCACCACGACCUCUUAAUAUUGUGAAGAAAGCCCAUGAGGAUUUGUCACACAGCCAAAAGGGGGGAACAGUGUUAAAGAGCAAAUUGAAUAAUGGCCGGCUUAAUGGGUGCCUUCCUGCAAAAACCCCUCUUGCGAGGAGUGCCAGUAAUGGCACUGCUAGGACAGAUAAGAACGUACGGAUCCCCAGAAUUGUUGCUGCUGAACCCAAGAAGGUGCAACAGUCGUUAUCAUUGCCAGCAGGUAACUUAAUGUCAAAGGUUGUUGACACUGUUAUCAGCACAAACACGGUGGAACCUUGCUCAGUCGUCUCUGGCACUGAGGAUAAAAUUACUCACAACAAAGUAGGUGUGUUAGUUAAAUGUGAGCCUCUAAAUGGGACAUUGGAUGAUGCAGGUGAUACUUUUGCUAGCAAGACACUGAAAUAUCCACUUAGGAGAGAAAGUAGUAGUUCCCAUAACAGCAGCUCUCUGCCGAAAUUUCAAGGUAAACAAACAAGUGGUACAAGAAAGGGUCCUUCAGUUUCAGGUUGCUGGCAGACUACCAGUAAAAGCAGAGAUGAUGGGCACAUUCCAACAAAACCAGAACUGAAGUCUGUUAUCAAAAUAACUUCAGAGACUCAGGAGAGGAUUAGUAAGUCAGAUUUGCAAUCACCGCUCAUCUCUCCACCACGAAUGAGCAAUUCCUGUGACAAUUUGUCAACAGUGAUUGCUGUUAACUAUGUGCCAAACUCCAGUAGUAGUGGUACUGAAAAGACUGCACUGGCACCUCCUGGGGAUUCCAGUAGUGCUCCUGGUGCUGUGACAUUUUCACCAACAGUUAUUCCCAUCAAUUAUAAUGUAGCAUCAAGUCAAGAGCAGCGGCAACCUCCAGUGCCCCCACGAAAGAUGUGUUUUAAUGGGAAAAGUUCAGUCUGGGGCAAGUUACGUGCAAGAUCGUAUAGCCAGCCAUCACUAACAAAUGAAGCUCUGAAUAUAAAUGUAAGGCAUGAAGAAAGUGCACCACCAUUGCCACCACGGCCAUCAUUAUCUGCAAUGCAGAACAAAUCACUUAGUCGUGCUGUUAGUGCUGUCAAUAUAAAUGACCUUUCUUUUAGUCACAUGCGGUACGGCAAUCAUUUACCUAGUAAAAUACCGAGAAGACUUCCUUCACCGAGCCCUCCAGUCUUCAGUGACCAUUCAGUGACUGUUAGCAAUGGUGAUGUUCAAACGAAGAAUAAUAACCAAAAAGACAUAGUGAUGUGUGGUAAAAGUGACCUUCAGUGUGUGCUACAGAAAUAUGAAGAAUUGGAAAAGGAGUGUGAAGAUUUAGUGUCUCAUUCAGGGAAAAGACUGGCAGAUAAACAUGCAGUUUAUUCUCCAAAACCAAAUCAUAACAGAUCUGCCAGUGAGGCAAGUAAAAGAACAACCUCUGAAACAGUUCUAAGCAGUAAGAGCUCUCCUAGAAAUGUGUGCUUGGUGUCACAGCCUGACAAGAAAAUUGUGAGAUCAAAAUCUGUUGACAGAUGUAAGAAUAGUGUGUUCUCAGAAACAAAUAGAUCCAGAAGGGAUGGUCCCCGUCAACACUCUCCAGAGAAAAGUCACAGCCAAGACAGAAACCAUAAGCCUACAAAUGUCAGAUCGAAUUCACCUCUGGCAAAAGCUGGCGGUGGUGUCACAAUAAAAUCAACAUUGAAACGUGAUUUCUUUUCAACUGAAUCUCUGAAUAAUAAAACGGAUAAAACUCAAGCUAUACAUCCGAAAAGUGAUGUGGUUUUGACACAAAAAAAUGUAACGGAUGAUUGUAAAAAUGUAAAUGUCAAACAGCUGGUUCUCAAAAAUGAAAAACUUGGUAACAAAAUGACAAUUUCAACAAGUCUCAAUGCAAAUGAAGACACUGGGGAUUCAAAAAGCAACAGUACUGAUGAUAAAGCAAAUGUUGGAAAUGUGUUUCGGCAUUUACGAAGCUUGUCUAGUGACUCUCAAAAAUCACUGUACGGGUUAAUACAUCUAUAUCAUAGUGGUGGCUAUUGGACUGGUUUUCCAAAGUUAUCAAAAGAGGAAGUGGAUCCACUCUUUAAAAAUAUGGAGAAAAGUAGUAAAGUUAUUGAGGAUGUAAAACAAAGAAAAGUGGAAAAAAUAAAAAACCAGAAGACUGACUAUAGCAACAUACUAGCACCUGGUGGAGGCAUUGGAGUGGUUCGUGCAUAUACAGGACGCCAGAUUUCAGAUUCACGCUACAGGACAGAGCUGGAGAUAUUCUUCCGUUCUGGUGUUCUUGCACAAUUGGAGGCUCAGCGAGACGAACGGCUAACUGACCAUGUUGUGAGGCUACAAGCACAGUGCCGAGGAUAUUUAGCUCGGCGCAAGCUUCAUAAGCUCAAGAUCCAGGACCUGGCAGUGCGCUGCAUACAGCGCAAUGUUCGCAAGUUUCUGUUGAUCCGUGAUUGGCCAUGGUGGCGACUUCUGGUCCGAGUCACUCCCCUUCUCAAUGUACACCGCACUGAAGAAGAACUGAGAGCCAAGACGGAGGAACUGGAAGCCCUCCGAGCAAAAGUAGAGAAGUUGGAGCAGGAACGCACUCACUUGAAACACGAUACAGAUCGUCUGGAAGCAAAGCUGAGUGAAAUGACAGCAGACCUGGCUGAAGAGCACUCAACAGCAACACUUGCUACAGAGCGUUUGGAAGCAGAAACUGCUGAACGUCUGCGACUUGAGAAAGAACUUUCAGAAGUCCAGUAUCAGAAGCAGAAUCUGCAGCAGACAUCAGAGCGACUGGAAAUGGAAUUGCUGUGUAUGCGAUCUGCAGCUGAGGUGAACGGCUUGGGAUCAGAUGAUGAGGGUGAAGGGGAGGACUCAUCGGGGAGUGUGUACAAGCAGCGCUAUGAGCGGGCUGUGCGUGAACUGGAGUUUACACGCCGUCGCCUGCAACAGCAACAUGAAGAUGACCUUGAGCAGCUUGUUGCACUUAAGAAACAAUUGGAGAAAAAGUUGGCAGAUGCUUAUGAGGAAGUGGAAGAACAGCGGCAAGUUGUCGGACAAUGGAAGAGGAAAGUGCAGAAGCUGAAUGCAGAAAUGAGCGACCUCCGUCUUUUGCUAGAGGAACAGAAUUCUCGGAACAAUCUUCUGGAGAAAAAGCAGCGCAAGUUUGACUCCGAACUUCAGUUGCUUCAGGAUGAACUACGACAAGAAAAGCAGCAGAAGGAGCGUAUUUCACGUGAAAAAGAUUUGGCCAUUGCAGAAAAGUAUUCUCUUGAGCAGGAUCUAAGUGGUGUGCGGCUGGAAUUGGAACUCAAAGAAGAAAAGGUUUCAGCUCUUACACAGGAAUUAGAUGAACUUACUUUUGGAGGCAAGACUGAAGAGGAGGUUGCUCAGCUCAAGAAGGCAAAACAUGAAUUGGAGAAACGGCUGAAGGAACAGGAGGAGGAACUAGAUGAGCUUGCUGGCCAAGUUCAGUUGUUGGAGCAGGCAAAACUUCGGCUAGAGAUGAGCUUGGAGCAGCAGCGCAAAGAAAGUCGGAGAGAAGCCGCCCAGCGGGAUGAAGAGCUAGAGGAUGCUCGGUGUGCAGCACAUAAGAAAGUCAAAGCACUGGAAGCCCAGUUAGAAUCAGAACACGAGGAACGUACCGCUCUCCUGAGGGAACGACAUGAACUGGAGAGGCGGUUAGCAGCUGCCGAAGAAAUGGCUCGCGCUGGUCGCAGUCAAGAAGAGGAGCAGCUGCAGCGACUGCGGCGUGACCUUCGCAGGACUAAGGCCCUCUUGCGGGAUGCACAGGCGGCGCUUGAGAGGGCGAGGGCAGACUCUCCGGGCAAAGCUCUUGUUAGACAGCUUCGAAACCAGUUGGAAGAUCUGGAGGUGGCCCGAGCGGCAGCAGUGAAGGCGCGUCAGACAGCUGAGCUGGAGCUGAGCGAGGUUCAGGCUAUGCUCGAGGAAGCACAGAGGUCUCGCUCUGAGGCAGAGGAUAGAGCAGCAGCCGUUGCAAGGGAACGUUCGGAGCUGAGGACACAGUUGGAAGAGAAUGAAGAAGAGCUGGCAGAGGUCCUCAAGAAGUACCGUUCGACAGUUCAGCAAUUAUCUGCAGAGCAGCUAGCACUCCAGGAGCAGGCAGGUCGUGUCUCAGAACUGGAAUCUGAAAGAGCUUCACUUCGUGAACAGCUUGCAGAACUGACAACUCGUCUUGAGAGCAUGGAGACCCUGGGUGAUCCAUCGUCAAGCCUAACACAACGUCGUCUUGAAAUGCGCACCAAGGAGCUGGAGUCAAAACUUGAGUUGGAACAAACUACACGUGCUCGCUUAGAGGUCCAAAUAGCACGACUGAAGGAAGCAGUUGAAAGACUUCAGGAUGAGGCGGCGGCAGCACGUGCAAAGGAGCAGGCGGCAGUAGAUGCGUCCCGUAAGCUGCAGCGUACUGUUCGUGAACUACGGGAGGAACAAACGGCAGCGGCAGCUCGUGAAUCCGAAUGGGCCGUACGUAAGCGUGACCUUGAAAAGCGGCUGGAGGCUUCUGAAGCAGAAGCAGCUGCUGCACGUCAGGAUCUCCGACUGGCACUUACUCGAAUAGAGGAUCUCCAGUCAGCAAUUCGUGGAGAACUUGAAGAUGGAGAGGACAGCAAUGAUGAUGAAAAUUCUGACAGUGCUCAAGACAGUGAUGUUUCAGAAGAUUCCAUGAGUGUGUACCUCACAAACCAUAAAGUCCACGUCAACUCCAGCCCUCGUACAACUCGAGCGUCACUGGAAUUGGAUAUUACUUCAAGAUCACUGGAGGUGGCUUCACUGAAAAAGCCAAACGACAGCUCAGGGAAGGAAUCGUUUGCAUGAGACUGUCUGAACAUAGCCUGCUGUGUUGUCAGCAGCUGGCUACCACGAUGAGCCACAUUCAUAGGAGAAUGGACUCGGUGGGGGGCAGCCUGUCACAGAUGGCUCCCAUACCACAUUUCUGAGACUGGACUGAGUACAAUAAACUGCAGGAUAUACUGUAACAAUUUGAACAUAAUAUAUAGAUUUUAGUACAAUAAAUUAUUGUUUGCUCUCUAUUAGCAAAGAUAUGUAAUGAAUUGUAUAAAUAUGUAAAAUUAAAAGCAACUUUGGGCUAAUAUAUAAAUAUA